UCCGCCAAAAUAACACUUUUACGAACGAUAUCUGCGAAGCUAAUUAGCAGGUCACAUGGAGCCUCAUCAGAUACUUGCCAAUGAAAAUUUCUCUUUAUAGUUUCUCUAUAACAAAAUUUCCCAUUUCUUCAAACCCUAAAAUUGGGAAUUUCAGCAAUCUCCCAACAGACAUUGUCCUAGACAUCAUCACUCGCUUACCAACGGAAUCCAUACUAGAUUGCAAGUUGGUUUGCGAGCCCUGGAAAUAUCUAGUUUCUCAGCACCCAUCGUUCUAUCAAACGUAUUUAACUCAUCUUAAUCACUCUACUGCUGAUUCUGGUAAGCUGAACUUUCUUGUUUUUUCUAUGCAUACCUGUAAACUUUACCAUUUUGAUCUUGAUGAGAAACAUGAUGAUGAGGAGACACCUACACAUAGAACUAGAAGGAUCAAUUUUACACUUCCAUUUGUAUGUCAUAUUUGUAGGAUUAUUGGUUCGAUUAAUGGCUUAGUCUGUCUUUAUGGAGGCAAUGAUGAGACUGUUUGUGUUUGUAACCCUUUUACCAGAGAAUAUGUUAUGCUUCCAAAAAUUUAUCGCAAAGAUCACUAUGUUUAUUGGUCUUGCGGAUUUGGUUACCUUCCUGCAACUAAUGAGUAUAAAGUUGUUGUAUUGAAUACGUUAAUGGGUGGAUUUGAUUUUAUGGAGGUUGUGGUAUACACUCUUGGCAGUGGCAAUGGGUGGAGAACUGUUGAGACGCUGGAUAUUCAUUUGGCCAAGGUUUAUAUUGAAUUCGAACGUGGUGUCUUUGUGAAUGGAGCUGUGCAUUGGAGGGAUAGACUAGGAGGAAAGGUUUUGGCAUUUGAUUUGACCAAGGAGAAGUUUAGUGGACUUCUUUCACCACCUCCUUGUCCAUCAAUCUUACGGGAGCCUUCUGGUAUUGGUAUAGGGGUGUUUGGCGGGGUUUUAUAUUAUGCUACCAGUCAACGCAGAUGGUGUGACAUAUGGCUGCUGAAAAAGAAGACGGAUAUUGGUGAUAUGGAAGAGCAGGUGGAACACGAGCCAUUGGAUUGGAGUAAAGAGUUCAGUCUUCCAUGUUCUCCAAGAAUCGAUGAGCCAUUAGCCUUUACCAAGACUGGCAGUGUUUUAUAUUUCAGUCCUAGGUCUAUCCGCAUUUACGAUGCUGUAGCUUCAACGCCGAAAACACUUGUGGAUUUUACUCGUUUAAGUUUAUUUAAUCGAAUAUUCCCUCACAAAGUCACCUUAUUAUCGUUGAAAGAACUAGGAGAAGAAAAUGUGCAAGUAAUGCAGCCAGCUGCAAUUGAGGAGGCAGGAACCCUUGAUUUGGCGUCAAAGCACCUAGCAAGAUGAGAUCCCUGGAUACACUUAUUAAUUGCAUUUCUGGUCAUACCGACUCAUUCUGGAAAGAAGUAGAUACAGGAGCUGUAGGUCAAGGAUGCCAGGAUUGCCGCUUUCUGGAAUGUUUCUGCUGGUUGUGGUUGCAAGAUGCCAGGAAGAGGAUUUACUUGUACUGCUUACUGUGUCUGAUAAUCACACCUUACCACCGAGUACUUUAAAACAACUUGCCGAUCUUCAAUAGAUUUUUACGUUGAUG
Molecule: messenger RNA, 1590 nt
Organism: Papaver somniferum (opium poppy)
Lineage: Eukaryota; Viridiplantae; Streptophyta; Magnoliopsida; Ranunculales; Papaveraceae
Product: putative F-box protein At1g32420
Exons: 2
Coding region: 81-1346 (421 amino acids)
Molecular function (GO): protein binding
Source: RefSeq, a predicted model, not a curated record